This is a messenger RNA of Beta vulgaris subsp. vulgaris (sugar beet), 2482 nucleotides long. RefSeq lists its product as hypothetical. The transcript is spliced from 10 exons. NCBI's taxonomy places the organism in Eukaryota, Viridiplantae, Streptophyta, Magnoliopsida, Caryophyllales, Amaranthaceae. Gene Ontology annotation, molecular function: phosphatidylinositol binding. The record is from RefSeq and is a predicted model, not a curated record. Gene Ontology annotation, biological process: protein transport. The coding region runs from base 179 to 2242 and encodes 687 amino acids.
GAAACAAACAGGCAAACAAAACACCCCUUUCUUCUGGCUUUCUCCAAGUGUCCAACAUCUGUUAAGAAAAUUAUAGAACUAGUUGCGCACUUCCUUAGUUCCUUUAGCUUCUUCCUUGUAGAAACUCCACCAUCUUCUACGCUACAAAAUUGAAUCACCCAUCAUUUGAGAAUUAGUCAUGAACGCUUAUGGGAUGGACUUCACGUUAUUGGAUUUUGGAUUACCAGAUCAUCUCCUUUAUGAAGGCUUAACCCAUGAUUUUGCAGCUUCUUCUUCACCUGUACCUGUACAAGUGGACCCCACCUUUCGCCAUGAUGGAACUUCUCCUUUGCCUUUGGGUAUGGAGUGGAGCCCACCUCCUCAAAAAUGGGAUGGGCGUCACAGUGUUUGGCCUCACAGUCCUCACACUGGAUGGAGAUACUGUGUCACCAUUCCUUCGUGGACUACCCUGUCAAAUUCAAGAGGCACAGGUCCAGUUGUGUAUUACAGGGUCCAAGUUGGCAUACAGACACCAGAAGCAAUCACAACAGUUCGAGCCAUAUUACACAGAUUUAGUGAUUUCUUGAAGCUAUUUUCAGAGCUCCAGAAGCUAUUUCCCAAGAAAAUUCUGCCUGCACCUCCUUCUAAAAAGCUCGUGGGAGCUAGAAACCGGAGUUUGAUUGAAGAGAGAAGAAUUUCUUUGGAAGUUUGGAUAGAGAAGUUGCUAUCAAAUAUUAAUGUGUCAAGGAGUGCACCUGUGGCAAUCUUUCUGGAGUUGGAAGCUGCUGCCAGGUCUUCAUUCAAUGAUACAACUGGGAAUGACGUCUCUUCAUUCAUUGAAUAUAAGCCAAGUUCUAGGAUCUCUGUGAUUGGUGAUGCUUCAUCGGUCACAUCAGAUUAUGGUGACAACGCUAGUUAUGGAAAAUCCGAUAUUGAAGCACCUGAGGAUGGAGGUCGUGCUGUAUAUACAAUUAGCAGGUCGGAUAUUGGUUGGAGAAAGGAUGUAUCAUAUGACGAUGCCUCUGAGAACGCGUCAUAUGAUGAUGAUGUAAAGGAGAUUUUAUCUCCAGGAGAGGACUGCAAGGUGAUGGACCAUGUUAUGAGCUUGUCAACUGAUGGUGCUGAAAGUGAAGUAAGCUCUUUAAAAGCUAGUGAACUUUCAAACGAUGGAACUUCUAGAGCUCACAAUGAAGGCGGGCUCAAUUUUUCUGUGGGAGCUAAAGGUCCAAUCGAUGAGAAUCUACUAUCUCCUACCAACCUAUUGGUGGUUCUUCCAUCUGAUCAACGCCAUAAAUUCAGUAGGGUGCUCUCUACUAUGCAAAGAAGGCUCGCAAUCGCAAAAGCAGACAUGGAGGAUCUUGUUGCUAGACUGAAUCAAGAGGUUGCAGUGAGACAAUACCUCACAACAAAAGUCACAGAUUUGGAGGUGGACCUGGAAAGUACUAAAGAGAACACAAAAGACAAUCUUCAACAAGCUCUUUCAGUUGACAAGGAGAGGUAUACUCAGAUACAAUGGGAUAUGGAGGAACUUCGCAAAAAGUGUUUAGAAAUGGAAAUGAAAUUGAAAGCUGAACAGGAUGAAAAGAUGCGUAUGGUUUCAGAAAAUUUAGCUGUUAUUCAGGAGAUUGAAAUGCUGAGACAGGAAUUAGAUGUGUCCAGGGAUCAACUCGACAACUUGCAGAAAAAUCACGAAGUAUCUGAAACUAAAUCAAAAACAGAUUUGAAAGUGCUUGUUAAAGAAGUUAAAUCUCUCCGAAAUUCGCAAUCAGAUUUGAAACAGGAGCUCAGCAACCUAAUGAAAGUAAAGAUAGAACUGGAGAGAGACCUCCAAAACGAGAAGCAAAGAAAGGACUAUGCAAAUGCUGUUAAUGAGAAGUUGCUGCAUGAAUGUUCAACUCUUCAAAGACGGCUUGAAGAGUCUAGUGUGAAUUUCUUAGUUGCAGAGGAAGACAAAUUAGUGCUGGAUACUUCACCAUCAGAUGCUAGUGAUCUUCUUACCACGUCUGAUAAUCGAAUUGGUCUUCUUCUUGCAGAGGCACAACUACUUGCGCAAGAUGUUGAAAAUACAGUAGACAUGUCCGACAGUGCAACAGUGGACGAGCUGAGAAAGAUGGUUACAGAGCUCUUCAUUGAUAAUGCCAAAACAAGGAAACAGAUGAAUUCUUUCAUCCGCUGUGCUCUUAAGACAGUUGACCUGUCUGAAAAGGAAGAUGAAGGGAAAGAGGCGCCGUUGAAACAAACUGUCUUGGGGAAGUUCUUGUGAAUCUUCUGAGUUGAUAAUGUACAGUUAUCUUGUAUAUGCAACACUUGAUCAAUUUGCUUGUAAACUUACAGGCUUUUGGUUGUAUAAUAAUAAUGACCAAUGAUUAGUAUGUUGAGCUUCUGUGCCCUUGAAUGGAAACAUGUACAAUUAAAAUUUAACAAGGACCAAUUCUUUUGCCAGAUUUGGUAAAUUUUUGCCUUGUAAUAUGAGAGGCGUAUCAAUCUGAUGUCUCAUUUGGAA